Molecule: messenger RNA, 3159 nt
Organism: Saxophila tyrrhenica
Lineage: Eukaryota; Fungi; Ascomycota; Dothideomycetes; Mycosphaerellales; Extremaceae
Exons: 3
Coding region: 1-3159 (1052 amino acids)
Source: RefSeq, a predicted model, not a curated record
AUGAAGAAGGAAAUGGUGGAUGAAUCGGAGAUCAAUGGACCAUCCACCAUCACGCGAUCGUACCUUCGACUCCAAUUCUCAAUUCCUCGUCUGAUCAAGUCCUCGCUGGAUAUCCACGCCGGUCAAGAGACGUGCCGGAAGACCAACCUCGAGUCCACGAGCCCAAUGAAGCAGCCACAGAACGCCACCGCGUACUUUAAUCUGGCGCACAUCGCGGACCGGCCGCGUGCAGGGAAGACACGAAACGCGAACUGCACCCUCCUGCGGGACUCGAGUACGCUGCCGUGGCCCCAAAUCGACCCGGUCAUCGACCUUGAUUCUUCCGCAAGCAAACGACUUUCACCCCAGGAUACCGUGGACUGGCCCUUGAACUCUCCCGCCUCAUCAGCUACAGAAUCCACCCGCAAGAAGCGACAAAGCCUUCGCCUGCGGCCGUCGCAAUAUUUCGAGAAUGCAGAGCCGCCAUCGCCUUUGAGAGACACGUCUCUUCGAUCCGAGUCCAGACCGAAAGCGCCCAAGAUGUCGCUGUUCAACCUCUUCAGCCGACCCAAAGUCGAAAGGCAGCGCGGUUAUGCUGAGCGCGGGCUUGAUGUACCCCAACCACAGCCCGCGAAGGACUUGAGGAAGACUGCUUCGACCCCAAACCUGUUUGCGAACGUCCAACAAGACAACGAGGCUUUGACGCAACAUUCAGCACCGUCACCCGCAGCGACUGCGCCUCCUCGAUCGAAGUCAAGGCUCAAGUUUGCCGAAGCGACUAAACCAAGCUUCCGAGAAGGCAAGACAGGACCAUUCGAGCCACCCCCGCUCUUUCAAGCAUACCCUCAGUCGAUGAAAGAUGGCUGUCUUGGAGUCUCGACGAUGUCGGUGGAGACGGCCAUGCACAAGUCGAAAGGCAGGAAAGUGGAGAAGACGGACGAGAAUUCCAGCAUUGAUACCAGGCGGUCCCGAGCUACUCUAAGACAUGGCAAAGACGACCUGGAGCUGCCGCGCAAGAUCUUUGUCCUUGUCACUUCUGGGUACUUGCUACAAUACGCCGAAACUGGCCCAUCCAACAGGCUACCAGAGAAGAUACUGCAUCUCAGUAAAGACUCGGCUGCCUUCGCCUCGGAUUUGGUGCCUGGAAAGCACUAUGUGCUCCAAGUCUCUCAGGCAGUGGACCAACAGGGUGCUAUGGUUGCGAACUCCGGAUCGAUCUUCUCGAAACUUGGUCUUCGAAGCGCAGCCGCACGGCGGAUGACCUCGGGAUUUCUGCUCGUCCUCCCCAGCGCCAAAGAGAUGGAGUCCUGGAUGACUGCGAUCAAGCGAGAGAUUGUCGACCUCGGUGGACAGGACACAGACCCUGAUGCUGCAAAACCGAUCACUCGCGCUCCAGAGGCUGCAGACGCGCUCAAGAAGACGCCGAGCCAUCGAUAUCAGGUCAAGCGAAAUCCGAGCAAGGUCGACAGGCUGACUUCGCCUACCAAGGAACCAGAUCUAAGCCUCCCGGAGUUGGAAGAUGAUAUCGAUUCGGACACUGACACUGCGACCAUCGAUGGCAUUGAAAUCGAGGCGUCGAAGCUGGACGAUGACAGCAAGGAGGUAGCUCCCCGCAAGCGCGCAGUGUCUGACGUUCCGUCGAUCUCGUCGUCUGCUGCGCAUUCUGUGGAUCAGACACAACUCAACAACAUCCGGAAUAGCGAAAGCAACAGCGCUCGUACUUCACAUACUUCCCAGGCGGGCACGUUUUCAUCGCCAGUAGCCACAUCUCAGCCCAGUUCAAUCGCUGGAUCACCACCGGCGGAGAAGCCGCUCGCAGUGGCAGACACGGGCGAGCAGCCGUCACCACAGAAGAGCAGUGGCAGGUCACUAGCUUCGUAUAGCAUGAACUGGAGACGAUCAGGCGUUCCUUUGGCCAUGCACAAAUCUGGCACUCUUCCUCCUGUGCUUAACGUCUCUCCCGGCAAGCCCAAGUUCGCUGUUAUCGAGGAGUCACCGAUAACAGGGAAGAACCCUCCGCUUCCAAUCAAUUCUUCAAUCAAGGUUCCUUCACCCAAGAAGAACCUAACAGCAGCGCGCAGCGAGCCGAAUCUUCAUGUUGCUUCGCAAUUCAACAACAAAGGCAACUCGGAGGUACCUCCACCGCCUCCUGUGCCAUCCGCCCCACCAGUUGCAGGGGCAGGUCCUCCUCCGCAACCUGAGACAGCCAAAGCCGUGGAUCAACCUGCUGAAUCUACGCAGUCACAGAGCAACGUACCUCAGCGACGAAUGUCGCUUCAGCCCCUGGCCACACAGCACUCAGUUACACGACCACCUACAUCAAGGCCCAUAGAUCCGAACAGAGGCAAACGAAUAUCAUUCAGCAUGCCCUUAAAGAUCAAUCCAUCUGGCAUCCACUCUCAGCCCGACUCGACUGGCAACAACAGGCGUGCGUCACAACUCCACGACCCCGACACUGCCGGCGAAAGCCCAAUCGUGCAUACCCUGACUGCGAAGGUCGACGGCUCUCAACCAUCGGCAUUCUCAAACUGGCCGUCACCGCCUCCCUCGACAGCACUGCCUAACACACCGACACCAAGAUCAAGAUACUCUCUGGUUCCAGCCCCGACGACACUACCAGCCAUACCAGUGCGACCAGCACCAUUCCCAACCGGCCUUCAAACCCACAGCGCACCCGCCCAACCCCACUCGAACACCAACACCCUCCGCCGCCCGGCAAGCCUCCAAGUCCGCUCCGACUUCGCCCCCUUCCUCUCCUCCGUCCGCAACGCCCAAACCGGCCAGAUCGACGCCCGCGCCAUCCCGAUCCGCGGCAUGAAACCCUCGCGCUCCGCAAGCAACGUCGCUCAACUCGCCACCCACUCCCGGGGCUUACGAUCCACCACCCCGACCGUCCCCGAGGAAGCAGACCAAGCCAUGCCCCUGCCCGACCGAGCCCUCUCACCCAACCUCCCCCGUCCGGGGUCCAGGACAGGUAGUCGACGAGGGCUCAAAACGCGCUCAUCGCUGCCGGAGCUGGACUUUGGCCUUCCGGUCGUCGGGCUGGGUCCUCCCGCUCCUCCGCCUAAUGCGCCCUUACCUCCGCCUCCACCGGGCUCGAGGCCGACGAGUCCGAGUCAACACGGGCAGGUGACGAAUGGGAUUGAGGCGGUGGCGGGGUUGGGGAUACGAGUUUCAUGA